Molecule: messenger RNA, 1167 nt
Organism: Funneliformis mosseae
Lineage: Eukaryota; Fungi; Glomeromycota; Glomeromycetes; Glomerales; Glomeraceae
Source: the annotation of a GenBank genome assembly
AUGUACAAUUCAGCUAAAUCGGAAAAAAGACAUCGAAUUAAAGAACUUCUGAAACGUAAACAACAAACUGCACAUCCUAAAGUAAAUGAAAGUAAAAUCAACACAGUAACAACCAACUCAUCAAAUGUUACCACUGAAAACGUAGCCGAACAGCUUCCGAUUGCUAAAUUUAUGACAACCACUAAUAAUAAUACUAAACCUACCGAUAUCACCACUGAACUGUGCGUUUGUGUAAUAUGUGGAAAGGAUCUUAGUUGCUCUUCUCUUAAUACGAGAGAAAAGCAUUUCAACGCGUGUCUUGACGAUAAAAUUGAAAUUGAAACCAAUUCUACUUCCUUUAAAAAGUCCGGUGAGAAACAACAGGAAAAUAAAGAGCAAAAAAAUUCUUUAUUUGCCAUUGCUAUCGUAUGUCCAUGUUGUAAUAGAACUUUCAAAGCUAAGACCGAGAAAGGAAAGCUUGAACAUUUUAAGAAGUGUGGUAAAAAAUAUAAGCACACGCCGUCUAAAAUGUUAGAAUUUCUGCAAGAACUGAAAAUUAAAUAUGGAAGAGAUCAUCCUUACACAAUGAAUUCGAUUGGUUUGACUUCAAGAUCUAUUUCAUCAUUACACACACUUACAAGACCUAAAGAAAAGAAACUAACCAAUUAUUUCAACCCAAUUUCUAAGGAUAAAAAUGAAACGGCUAAAAUAGAUCAUACAUAUAAUUAUUUCGUUUCACCUAUAUCAACCGUAGAAAGUUCCAAUAAUUGUAAAAGGAAAGUCGAUGAUGACGACGAUGAUGAUUUUCAAGUUGGCGUGGCAUUAUCAAGAUCUAUGUUACCUCCCGAAAGAAAAUCUCGAAGGAAGAAAAUUAAAUACGAUUUGAACACCACUCCAAUAUUACCUUGUGCGGAAGCUAUUAAUAAGGCUAAAGAACGAGCUGUAUCAAUGUUUUUCAAUCGUCCAACCAUUAACGAGAUCACCAAACACUUAUCUUCCAAACCAGAAUUUUCGAAAAGUAAGGUGGGAGAAAAAUACACUUGUCGAAAUUACAAGGAAAUAGAGGGUUACUCAAAACGAAAAAGGCACUCUUUUACAUGGUGGGAAAUACAAGCUUUUGGAGGGGAUGACAAUCCUUUAUCAAGAGAGGAUUAUAUUACUGAUAUGAUUUGGCACUAUCAUACAUAA